AGCACAGCCGAUUUGGUCGUGCGACCAAAGGGCACGGAACCGGGAAGCUAUUUCCAUAUCACAAAGGUGACUCAAGAGAAACAAGUGAAAGGAGAAGAAGUGAAUCGGAAUCAAGCGUUUUCGAUAGAGAAUCCCCGUACGACAUCAGUGUCUUGA
Molecule: messenger RNA, 156 nt
Organism: Anisakis simplex (herring worm)
Lineage: Eukaryota; Metazoa; Nematoda; Chromadorea; Rhabditida; Anisakidae
Source: the annotation of a GenBank genome assembly